AGGUGUGGCCAAAAGACCGCACUAAAGCAAGGCUAACUCUUUUGGUCUAGCUCGUGACACGCUUGAUUCAAACUAGCCUGUCCUGGCUAUGUUUGUCAAUGAGGCUUAGCGUACUUUGACAAAAACUUAUACCUAUCUUCUGGAGGUCCUUUGGGCAUCGACUCAACAGCUAUGGCAACUGCUGUACGGUGCAGCAUACGACUUGCAGCCAAGGGUUGUAGUUGUAACUCGACUGCCAACCAGUUUGUGACGAAAACAAUUGGACUCGAAAGGUCUUUCUCAACGACGGCGAGUCGAUCCAAGAGGACUCGGUCCAAACGUGUUGCUGCGAAGUUGGAGAAGUCGAACCAUCCACUUGCCAAAGAAGUCAUCGCACUUGAGAAAGAGCUUGAUGGUCUUACGAAGGAUCCGUCCGACAAUGCUUGGGAUCCUAUCAGUCAAAGGGCCCGAACCAGAUUUCCCAUAGCAUCGCUACCACCAAGGGCAGGGAAACUGAAGCAAACCUUCAUGAAUGUAGGAGAUCCCGACCCUUGGGAAUACGAAGAUACGCUGGAAGAUGACGAUGACGAUAUCAACGCCCUGGCGCAUGGCGAGUUGGAACAGCAUCGAGAGAUCAGACACUAUGCAAGAUUGGCCGCUUGGGAAUUGCCAUUAUUAUCCAAACUUGCGAAACCUUUCCAACCGCCCACAGCAAACAUGCCCCUGAGAUUCAGAUAUAGCAGUUAUAUGGGCGAACAGCAUCCUGCCGAAAAGAAAGUCGUGCUCGAGUUCUCUCCUGCAGACAUGCCGAACCUGACCGGGCUCCAGAGGGAGAAGCUUAAGAAAUUGGCGGGUGUCAGGUACAAUCCAGAGACGGACAUCGUGAAGAUGAAUUGUGAGAUGUUCGAAACACAAGCCCAAAACAAGCGGUACCUGGGCGAUGUGGUUGAUUCUCUUCUGGCAGAAGCAAGGGACCCUAAAGACACAUUUGAAGACGUGCCACUGGAUACUCGGCACCAUCAUUUCAAACCGAAACCAAAAUUUCCUGAAGAAUGGCUGUUAACAGCUGAGCGCAGAGAGGAACUGCAACAAUACAGACGCCGAGCUGCCAUGAAAGACCAGCAGAAAGAGCUUGUUGGUCAAAUCGUAGAUGGAAGGUUGCAAAUCGAAGAAGGACUAAGUAAAGCGGCUGCCGCGAGGCAGGUUAUGCCUGAAUUACUCAUGGUUGGUGAUUUGAAGCCCAAGGGUAAGAGAGUGGCUGUCCGAAGGUAGUGAGCAGAUGAUCAUUUUGUAAGAUACCGUGUAAUCUAUCAUGUGUACAAGUACCAAUAGACACGAACAUAGACAAGCAUCUGGCUUCCACCAUUGGCUUAGAGCUUGCAUUUUGAUCAAGUAUUUAGACCAGACAUAAUUUCAUGCUCCUACGACUUUGAAUUGUCUUUCUCACGGUCAUACCAUCGAGGAAUGUUCACUGUGCUCUCAUCCAAUCGACCAAUGUCUGAAGGCCUCGGUCAUCAAUGAGCUGGGGUUAAUAUAUAUGACGU
Mollisia scopiformis is the source of this 1523-nucleotide messenger RNA. RefSeq lists its product as uncharacterized. Gene Ontology annotation, cellular component: mitochondrial small ribosomal subunit. The transcript has 3 exons. Gene Ontology annotation, molecular function: structural constituent of ribosome. Gene Ontology annotation, biological process: mitochondrial translation. Lineage: Eukaryota; Fungi; Ascomycota; Leotiomycetes; Helotiales; Mollisiaceae. Bases 172 to 1251 code for a protein of 359 amino acids. The record is from RefSeq and is a predicted model, not a curated record.